UCGGAAUCUGGCAUCGUUUAGUCGCAUGUCUUACCUUGCAUUGAGAAAAGAACACAACAAAUAUUGAUUUUUCUGUUAUUGAGAUUUUAAGCGGGAAACGUUCUACAAAAUAGAAACACUUAGAGUGUAAAGGUUUACAUAUUAUCGAUUUUCUCCGAAAAGUUAUUUUUAGUUGUCGCCCGCUACCGACCACGUAAGGUCAUUGCCAAAACGUGGUUCUCCUUCUUGCGUCCUAUUUCACGCGAAUGUAGCUGUGGACAUUUCCCCUCUACGCAAUCAAUCCGUUUGUGUAUGUUAUGCUUUAUGACAUUCGUGUAGGACAUGCAAAACAAAUUAUCAUCUAUUGUUGAUCAUUUUUAGUUUCGAUCUGCAGAAAAAGUUGCUUUUUUGUGGAUUUAUUUUGCUGUAAAAGAAAGCUACAAGCUGGCACGUUUCAAAGUAUAUUUUAGACGAUUAAGGACUAGUAUAUGAUUGUCUGAAAUUGCUUUUCUGUAUAGUAAAUCUAUUUUAUUUAUAAACAAUGGCUACUAUACUGAAAAUUGGAACGUUUAGUGCUCUGGUAUGCAGAAAAUCUUACUUGCAUUUGCGAGUAAGUUCCGCUAUGGGCGGGAACAAAUUCAGGACAUAUAUGACAAAAACUUCUAAAGAACCUUUUUUAAAUGGAAGUUCAUCAACUUAUGUUGAAGAAAUGUAUAAAGCGUGGCUGAAAAACCCAGAAAGUGUUCAUAAAUCCUGGGAUGCCUUCUUUCGUAGUACAUCUGAAGGUGCUCAACCAGGAGAUGCAUACCAGAGCCCACCCCUUGCUCCUGUCCAAUAUGUCCAGGUUCCUAUAGAACAUCUACAAGGUACUACUACUACUGCACUUACUCCUUCUGCUGCACCUCAGUAUGUUGAACCUAGAGGUAUUGAUGAUCAUCUGUCAGUGCAAGCCAUUAUUAGAUCUUAUCAAGUCCGAGGUCAUCUAGUUUCAAAAUUGGAUCCUUUAAACAUAACAUCUGCCAAUAUCCAUAAUGCAUUCUCAGAAGGAUCUCCGAGCUCCCCACAAGUUGUUUUAAGAAGCUACCAGUUGGAGGAAAAAGACAUGGAUCGUCUUUUCAAGCUUCCUGGAAGUACUUUUAUCGGGGGUGACGAAAAGGUCCUAUCACUUCGAGAGAUACUUAAACGACUGGAGGAUGUAUAUUGUAGUCAUAUUGGUAUUGAGUAUAUGUUUAUUAACAGUCAAGAACAAUGCACAUGGAUAAGGAAAAAAUUCGAAACUCCUGGAAUAAUGAAUUUUACAAAAGAACAGAAACGUUUAUUGAUGGCUCGUCUAAUUCGAUCUACAAAAUUUGAAGAAUUCCUUGCCAGGAAAUGGGUAUCAGAGAAACGAUUUGGCUUAGAAGGCUGUGAAGUACUUAUUCCAUGCAUGAAAACUGUCAUUGAUCGUGCAAGUGAGCUUGGUAUCGAAAGUAUUGUGAUUGGAAUGCCACAUAGGGGCCGAUUAAAUGUGCUUGCAAAUGUUUGUAGAAAACCCCUAGAGCAAAUUUUUGCCCAGUUUAGCGGUCUUGAACCAGCUGAUGAGGGUUCUGGUGAUGUAAAAUACCAUUUAGGAAUGUGCCAUGAGCGAUUAAACCGUGUGACGAACAAGAAUGUCAAAUUAGCCGUGGUUGCAAAUCCAUCUCAUUUAGAAGCUGUUGAUCCAGUGGUGCAGGGUAAAACCAGAGCAGAACAGUUUUACAGAGGAGAUACUCAGGGUCAAAAGGUGAUGAGUAUUUUACUGCAUGGUGAUGCUGCAUUUUCUGGACAAGGUGUUGUGUAUGAAACUUUCCAUUUAAGUGACUUACCUGAUUACUCAACUCAUGGUACUAUUCAUAUUGUUGUUAAUAAUCAGAUUGGAUUUACAACAGAUCCUCGAAGAUCCCGAUCAUCUCCUUAUUGUACAGAUGUUGCUAGAGUUGUAAAUGCUCCUAUUUUCCAUGUAAAUGCAGAUGAUCCAGAAGCUGUUGUUCAUGUCUCCAAUGUCGCUGCUGAAUAUCGUGCUAAAUUUGGAAAAGAUGUUGUUGUCGAUUUGGUUUGCUAUCGACGAAAUGGCCAUAAUGAAAUUGAUGAACCUAUGUUCACUCAACCGCUUAUGUACACAAAGAUUCGAAAGACUCUUCCUGUUCUUGAAUUGUAUAGUAGACAUCUUGUUCAAGAGGGAAUGGUUACUGAGAAGGAAAUUGAAGAAGAAGAAGCUAGAUAUGAAGCAAUUUUGCAAGAGGCUUACAGCAAUGCAGAAAAAGAUAUUAGGAUGUAUAAUACUGAUUGGUUAGAUUCACCAUGGAAAGGCUUCUUUGGUACAAAAAAUCCUCACAAGUGUGAUCCGACUGGGGUUUCCGAAGACAUUCUACGUCAUAUUGGUGUUGCUUUCAGUUCAGCACCUCCUGGAAACUUCAAAACACACCCUGGCAUCAAAAGAAUUCUGAAAUCUCGUAUGGAAAUGGUUGAUAAUCGUGUUGUCGAUUGGGCUUUGGCUGAAGCUAUGGCUUUUGGGUCUCUAUUGAAAGAAGGUGUUCAUGUUAGGCUUAGUGGUCAAGAUGUUGAACGAGGCACUUUCAGCCAUCGUCACCAUGUUUUACAUCAUCAAACAAUAGACAAGACCACUUACAGGCCUUUGUGCCAUUUAUGGCCUGACCAAGCUCCCUACACUGUAUGCAAUAGUUCUUUAUCUGAAUAUGCUGUUUUAGGUUUUGAACUUGGUUUCUCUAUGACGAAUCCUAAUGCACUUGUUAUGUGGGAGGCUCAAUUUGGUGAUUUCAUGAAUACUGCUCAAUGUAUUAUUGAUCAGUUUAUCAGCAGUGGCCAAGCAAAAUGGGUCAGACAAAGUGGACUUGUUUUAUUAUUACCUCAUGGAAUGGAAGGAAUGGGUCCAGAACAUUCAAGUGCUCGACCAGAACGUUUCCUCCAACUUUGUAGUGAAGAAAUGGAAGUGUUUCCUACAAUCGACGAAGAUUUUGCUGUUAGACAGCUACAUGAUUGUAACAUGAUUGUAGUGAAUUGCAGUACACCGGCUAAUUACUUCCAUGUCUUAAGAAGACAAAUUCUAUUACCAUUCAGAAAACCUCUUAUAAUCUUUACUCCCAAAUCCCUUCUUCGGCAUCCUGAUGCAAGAUCGUCAUUUGAUUCCAUUGUUGAUGGCACUUCAUUUGAACGGUUAAUACCUGAUGAUGGUCCUGCCAGCCAGAACCCACAGAAUGUUGAGCGAAUUGUUUUCUGCACUGGAAAACUAUUUUAUGAACUUGAGAAAAAACGGAAAGAAAGUAAUUUGGAUUCAUCUGUAGCUAUUGUAAGAAUAGAGCAGCUUUGUCCAUUCCCAUUCGAUCUUGUCAGAAAGGAGAUUGAAAAAUAUCCUAAUGCUAAAUUGGUAUGGUCUCAAGAAGAGCACAAGAAUCAAGGAUACUGGUGUUAUAUUCAGCCUCAUAUGGAAACUGUCACAAAUCAUGAACGUCAUAUUAGUUAUACUGGACGCGCAGUAUCUGCAUCCACAGCUACAGGCAGUAAGCAAGCUCAUAAAAAGGAACAAGAGAAAGUUAUGACUGAUGCUUUGGGAUUAUGAGAAGAAAUUUGUUCUGUGAUACAAGACUGACAUUAAUAAAAUAUUGCACCAAGGAUUACUAUGAACUUUAUAUACCAAAAUUGUGCGAAAUUAGUGCAAUUAGAGCUGUAUGGACAUUUUAAAUAAUUUAAGCUUGAAUUUUAUUUUUAACAUAAUAAAUAUUUUGAUUUCUCCCCUCA
Molecule: messenger RNA, 3753 nt
Organism: Argiope bruennichi
Lineage: Eukaryota; Metazoa; Arthropoda; Arachnida; Araneae; Araneidae
Gene: Nc73EF
Product: 2-oxoglutarate dehydrogenase complex component E1-like
Exons: 22
Coding region: 521-3574 (1017 amino acids)
Biological process (GO): tricarboxylic acid cycle
Cellular component (GO): oxoglutarate dehydrogenase complex; mitochondrion
Molecular function (GO): oxoglutarate dehydrogenase (succinyl-transferring) activity; thiamine pyrophosphate binding
Source: RefSeq, a predicted model, not a curated record